AUGCAUUUCUCGAUCUGUUCAAGCUUUGCAACUAGCUUAGCUGGUUUACUAUUCUUUGGUACCUACACCAGCUCUACUCGCAUCCCUUUACCCUCCUGGACGGGAUGCCCCGUUGAUGGUCCCCUACUUCCCCGUCCAACGAAUCUGGGUCGGUCCCUUCAUAUCCAAAAUGCUACCGCCAGCCUAACUCAGGCUCUCAACUCCGCGAUACAAGGCAAAAUAAAACCAGGGUUUGAAGUCCACAACACAUCCUUUUCCGUUGCCCUUGUGUCUCCUUUUGACGAAGAGGCCAACGAUAGCAUAAUAUGGUCCUACCACCAUCUCGGCAAGAACAAUGUGAAUGGGACAAAGACCCUCAAUGAAGACUCGCAAUAUUUGAUUGGAUCUGUAUCGAAAGUCUUUUCAGAUCUCCUUUUACUUCAAUCGGAUGUUAAUCUGAGUGAUCCAGUCACCAAAUACCUUUCGGGGCUCGAUAGCAAUGGAACUCUAAUCAAGUGGAACAGCAUCACUCUAUCCGCUCUAUCCGACCAUCUGGCAGGAAUUCCAUCGAACUUACCUUCCUCCUUUGAAUCUUACUUUCUUCGGCCUACAUAUGAGCAGCUGGGCUUUCCGUUAGUUGGCAAUGAAAGCUAUCCUGAUUGUGGCGUUGCUGGACUCAGCCAUGCCUGCAAUAAACAGCAACUUAUCCAGAUGAUGAAUUCCGCUCUCCCAGCUCGGCUACCAUAUUCACAGCCAGUGUAUUCCACGCUGGCUUUCACGCUUUUCUCAAUGGCACUCGGCGAAAAGACUGGGAAGUCGUACGAUGAACUGCUAAAUGAAACCAUUAUUAUCCCGCUGGGGCUCACCAAUACGGGUGUUUCCCCCGGAGACAGCGACAGGGCAGUUAUACCCCCUCUGGACGAGAUGAGCCAAGGCUGGGGUGCUGACUAUGGGCUGAAUUCCCCGGGAGGUGGACUGUACUCUUCCUUGCGCGAUCUGUCAAUUCUGAUAGGAAGGAUUUUGGAUUAUACAAUCUUCCCAUAUCCUGACAUGACUCGGCAAUGGCUGAAACCACAAUCAAUGACUUCUUUACCCAGUAACCUUGUCGGUCGACCAUGGGAAAUCCAGCGCACUGACAAUCUUGUGCCCAAGAAUCCACACACGGUGGAUAUAUACGCUAAGAGUGGUGGGGCGAACGGUUAUGUCUCACAGAUCUCCGUGGUGGAUCAGUAUGGAGUCGGCUUUGUCGUAAUGACGGCCGGCCCUCGGGACGCCACUACCGCGUCCAUUCUGAAUGAAGCUAUCAUAUCUUCCCUAGUUCCGGCUACCGAUCAAGAGACUCGCGCACAGGCACAGAUGUAUACAGGCAACUACAAAAUCUCGACAUCCACCAGCUCGACAGCUACAACCCAGAGCAAUGCCACUGUUGCGAUAGAUCUCAAAAUUGAUGGUAGAACGGGCUUGAAGAUAGACUCUCUGACACGAAAUGGGUCUGACAUUCUCAAGGGAAUCUUAAAACUCUGGAACGAAAUGAUUCCACAGACCGGUAUUUUCAAUCCCGACUUUCGACUUUACCCGACCGCCAUCGAGAAUGAAGCUAAAGGCGAAGACAAUGUGGUGUUCGAAGACUGGCGCAUUAAUUUUGACAUUAUCCCUUCCGACAAUGCUGCCAUGUCAGACCUACCCGGACAAGGAAAGCUAUCAAAUUUAUGCUCCUCUUGGCAGAUGGCCGCUUGGCUCUACUAUGGGGGCGAAGCAUUGGACCGAGUCGUUUUCAAGAUAAACCAUACUGAAGGUCGGGCGAUCGGCGUUGAUAUCCCCUUCUUGCGCAGCGCUGUGCUUGAAAAAGCCUGA
This is a messenger RNA of Penicillium canariense, 1833 nucleotides long. Its product is annotated as serine hydrolase domain-containing protein. Bases 1 to 1833 code for a protein of 610 amino acids. The record is from RefSeq and is a predicted model, not a curated record. Lineage: Eukaryota; Fungi; Ascomycota; Eurotiomycetes; Eurotiales; Aspergillaceae. The transcript is spliced from 4 exons.